Molecule: messenger RNA, 1353 nt
Organism: Sorex fumeus (smoky shrew)
Lineage: Eukaryota; Metazoa; Chordata; Mammalia; Eulipotyphla; Soricidae
Gene: DHRS11
Product: dehydrogenase/reductase 11
Exons: 7
Coding region: 43-936 (297 amino acids)
Molecular function (GO): oxidoreductase activity
Source: RefSeq, a predicted model, not a curated record
GAGGGGCGGGCCGCUCGGGUCCAGGCCGUCCUCGGGCGGGCCAUGGCGGAGCAGCCGGGGGUGGAGUCCGGGCCCCGGCGCGGCGACGCGGUCGGGCCCCGCAGCUCGCCGGUCCACGAGCAGUUCUCCCGGACCGAGAUGGGCGGGCGGGCGGCGGCCAGGCCCGGCAUGGAGCGCUGGCGCGACCGGCUGGCCCUGGUGACGGGGGCGUCGGGGGGCAUCGGCGCGGCGGUGGCCCGGGCCCUGGUCCAGCAGGGACUGAAGGUGGUGGGCUGUGCCCGCACUGUGAGCAACAUCGAGGAGCUGGCUGCUGAAUGUAAGAGUGCAGGCUACCCCGGGACUUUGAUCCCCUACAGAUGUGACCUGUCCAGUGAGGAAGACAUCCUGUCCAUGUUCUCGGCGGUGCGCGCCCAGCACAACGGGGUGGAUAUCUGCAUCAACAACGCCGGCCUGGCCCGCCCGGACAGCCUGCUGUCGGGCAGCACCAGCGGCUGGAAGGACAUGUUCAACGUGAACGUGCUGGCCCUCAGCAUCUGCACGCGGGAGGCCUACCAGUCCAUGCGGGAGCGGAAGGUGGACGAUGGGCACAUCAUCAACAUCAACAGCAUGUCCGGCCAUCGCGUGGUACCGCAGUCCAUGGUGCAUUUCUAUAGUGCCACCAAGUACGCCGUCACUGCACUGACCGAGGGCCUGAGGCAAGAGCUGCGGGAGGCCCAGACCCACAUCCGAGCCACGUGCAUCUCUCCGGGACUGGUGGAGACGCAGUUUGCCUUCAAACUCCACGACAAGGACCCCGAGAAGGCGGCCGCCACCUAUGAGAACAUAAAGUGUCUCAAACCCGAAGAUGUGGCCGAGGCCGUCAUCUAUGUCCUCAGUGCUCCCCCCCACGUCCAGAUCGGAGACGUCCAGAUGAGGCCCACGGAGCAGGUGACCUAGAUGCCUGUGGGCAGCUCCUCCACGCCCCUCACGGCCGGGGCGCCCGCCCCUGAGUAGUGUGGGCUUGGGGGCCCCUGCAUUUCACUACUCCCAGGGAGGGCUCGGGAAUUUGAGGUUUUUACAUCUUGUCGAUUUUUUCCCCACGGUGAAUGUGAAGAAAAUGGGGUGGGGAGAGGAGGUGGGUGUCCCUGAGCUGGCUGGAACUUGUUCUUGGUCCCCUUCUUGGUGUCUUCCUUGUGACCUAGGGAGGGAACUGUGGCCCAAAGGGCGGGGUGGGGGGGCUUCCCCUAUUUCUUGCACACACACCCCUCCGCAUUCCUGAGGGAUGUGGGGGUGCCCAGAGCUGCCUUCCUCUGUGUGUGUGUGAGUGCCGUCCCAGGCCUCCCGCUGGCUCCCCCUGCCCGCUGCCCGGUGCCC